UGCUCGUCGCUCGCUCCCAGUGUUGCUGUCGCAUCGAACGGUACGGCUUUGAGAUACGUUGUUAUAAGCAGGAGGGCAACAGCGGUGUGCGGUGUGGCCCCUGGUCGCUAGAGAAGGUGGUGUGCGCCUGCGUUUAAUACACUCGACAGGAAAAAAGGUGUGUUGGUGGAUAGAGCAGGUCCUGAGCAGUCUAGUGCUACGACCCAGACACCACCACCACCCCGGAUCGACUUUGGGGAUCACUUGUUCAAGGUGCUCGUCUGGUUUUGGUGUCGGUGGUACCAGUUGCACCAAUCGCUACCCGUGGAGUGGUGACAGCAGUAGAAAAAAGGCGCGGUCUUUGAAACAAUCGACCACGCGGGACUGUCAAGUCGGCGACGUUCGGGACAUCACCCUCGACGCCGCCAGCAAAGGCGCAAGUCGCCCACCCUCUGUCUACAGCCAUCGAGCGCGCUGGUGAUGUCUGGUUGAGUUGAGCUGCUGCAUCGACGAGGUAACGCUUUUUCACCAGGGCACGAGGGCGUCGCCACAAGCAUGAGUGCUGCCGGGCACAUCAUCGUGGUACCGGGGCAGGAGAUAACCUCUGUGCAAGGAUACCUCCGGGGGCACGGGACGUACGUGGAAGAGGGGACAGACGGCGGGCCUCCCAAGCUCCUGGCGUGCGUGGCCGGAGUGGUGGAGAGGGUGAACAAGCUCAUCUCUGUCCGGCCAAUCAAGUCCAGGUACAUCGGCGAGGUAGGGGACCUGGUCGUGGGAAGGGUGACGGAAGUACAAUCGAAACGCUGGAGCGUGGAGGUCGGUGCGCACAGAAGUGCGGUGUUGAUGCUUAGCUCCGUGAACCUUCCGGGUGGGCAGCAGAGAAUGAGGACAUACGAGGACCAGCUGCAGAUGCGAUCGUUCUUCCAGGAGCACGACCUCAUCAGCGCUGAAGUUCAGCAGGUCAACUCGGACGGAGGAAUCGCUCUCCACACCAGAAGUCUCAAGUAUGGCAAGCUGGAGAACGGGCAGCUAGUUUCGGUGCCGCCCGUGCUGAUCCGAAGGCUGAAGCAGCACGUGGUGUCUCUGCCGGACACGGGCGUCGACGUCAUCCUGGGGACAAACGGGAACGUCUGGAUUUCGAGAACACCUCCCGAAGAGUGGAAGGGCAAGGAGGAGGGAGACGCGGCCGGCACGGGGAGCGUGGCCCCAAAGGCGGAGACGCUCACACGCCAACGAAAACAGCACGCUGAGACGGUAAAGAGCGGUGCAUUGGUUACAGCUGGUUUGCGCGGUUACGAGCAGUGGCCGCGCCAGGGAUACCGCACCCAACUGUCUCUGCCGCCAUUUUAUGCCUUGCGGUCAUCUACGUGACACGCAUUUUAUCAGCAACGACUACUGGUGU
Ectocarpus siliculosus is the source of this 1381-nucleotide messenger RNA. Lineage: Eukaryota; Phaeophyceae; Ectocarpales; Ectocarpaceae. The record is from the annotation of a GenBank genome assembly.